AUGAUUUUCUUGUCAGGGGCCGCAGAAAUCAAUCAUAUCAUACGAUCUAGAUCGGAUUCGUCUGAGGACAAAACAUACCACCUAUCUGGCGGCGCAAUAACCGGAGUAGUCGUCGUGUCGUUUGCAGCAGUGACAAUAGUGCUGCUUUGGAUAUUCAGGAAGCAGCUCGUUAUCUGCUGCAGCCGCAGAAAACAGCCUGUCGCCGACGAGGAGCAGACAUUACCUUCACCCACGUAUGCUCCUUCGCAAAGGCAGUCUGCGCUACAAGAUGCGCCUUACCGGGAUGGCUCAGCCUGGCAAGCUUUCGAAAUGUCCUCAGAACAAAAUGCCAUCCACGAAAUUGGGCAGCCUGAUCCGCACGAGCUUGGGUCCCUGGAUGUUAAGCCCAAGGGGCAUGGACGGGUAAUCCAUGAAUUAAACUAG
Aspergillus terreus NIH2624 is the source of this 423-nucleotide messenger RNA. RefSeq lists its product as uncharacterized. The record is from RefSeq and is a predicted model, not a curated record. The transcript has a single exon. NCBI's taxonomy places the organism in Eukaryota, Fungi, Ascomycota, Eurotiomycetes, Eurotiales, Aspergillaceae. The coding region runs from base 1 to 423 and encodes 140 amino acids.